AUGAACGGCGCACACGCAGGCGCUGUGGUGCCACGCCGGUACAAUUUCUUCUCCGCGAAUCGCUCCGAGCCCGCUGACGUGCGUGGGCCCUUCUCCGAAUACCCGCAACAGCAGCAUUCAAAGCCACCAGCGCCUGAUCAGCAGCAGCAGCAGCAGCAGCCGCUGGCCUCUGUUGCACUGCGUGAGGCGAUUGACGUGCAGGCGGAGACCCUCUCUGCGAUUGCACGGGUGGAGCAUGCAAUAAACACCGCGGAGCAGCUCGGCGAGGAGAGCCGUAAACANGGCGGAGACCCUCUCUGCGAUUGCACGGGUGGAGCAUGCAAUAAACACCGCGGAGCAGCUCGGCGAGGAGAGCCGUAA
Molecule: messenger RNA, 360 nt
Organism: Trypanosoma grayi
Lineage: Eukaryota; Euglenozoa; Kinetoplastea; Trypanosomatida; Trypanosomatidae
Exons: 1
Coding region: 1-360 (119 amino acids)
Source: RefSeq, a predicted model, not a curated record